Molecule: messenger RNA, 2596 nt
Organism: Cucurbita maxima (winter squash)
Lineage: Eukaryota; Viridiplantae; Streptophyta; Magnoliopsida; Cucurbitales; Cucurbitaceae
Product: pentatricopeptide repeat-containing protein At5g40400
Exons: 1
Coding region: 224-2125 (633 amino acids)
Molecular function (GO): protein binding
Source: RefSeq, a predicted model, not a curated record
UUGAAGGAAAGUAGAGCAAAUGACCUAACCUUAAACAACCGUGGGAAGUAUUUUAUGUUCCGUAUCGGUGUUUUGCCCGAUAUUUGCGGCGGCGCUCCGACGAGAGAAGAAGAGGUAUGGCGGAUAUACCAUAGUUUUCAACGGAAUAGAAAUUCUCCCUCUGUGCCGAGUUUUUGUAUUUCUAAUCGCGCUCUUCCCCGCGAUUUCCUUUCAUCCAACACCAAUGCAUCGAAUUCCCGCUUCGAAUCUCACCAAACUCUCGAAGCCCUUCGUCUUCCUCGCUUCAAUUCCCAAAUCAAAUUUCUCUUCUGCUUCAUCCUCAACAUUUUUACAAUCAGUUCCUCGGUCCGAAACUAAAUUAAUCGUCAACCCUCUUUACCAUUUUCUCCCACAAAACCAAAACCCCUUCAACAUCGUCGAACUCGUCUCCUCGCACCUCAAAACCAGCAACACGCACUUAUCCCUUCUUCAAUCCGACAUUAAGGAGCUUCUUCCCCACUUGGGUCAUCGUGAAAUCUCCAAGAUUAUAUUGAGGUGCCAAUCUAAUUUCGUCUCUGUUCUUGCUUUUUUCAAUUGGGUUAAAUUUGAUUUGGGGAUUACACUUAAUUCUCAAAACUAUUGUCUUAUCAUCCAUAUAUUGGCAUGGUCCCGACAAUUUUCCAUGGCGAUGAAAUUCUUGUCUGAAUUGAUUGAGUUGUCUAAGGAUAAUGCCUCAGGUAGUGAGGAUGUUUUUCAUAAUCUGGUAUUGUGCACUGAGCACUGUAAUUGGAAUCCUGUUAUCUUUGAAAUGCUUAUUAAGGCGUAUGUGAAAGUUCAUAUGAUUCAGGAAAGUUAUGAGAGCUUUAAGAAGAUGGUGAAGAUGGGUUUUGUUCCAAGUGUGAUUGCUUGUAAUCGUAUUCUAAAUGGACUGGCGAAGAUGAAGUGUGAUGCUCAAUGUUGGGAGCUCUAUGAAGAAAUGGGAAGGAUUGGAGUUCAUUCAAAUGCAUAUACUUUUAAUAUCUUGACUUAUGUUUUGUGUAGAGUUGGGGAUGUAAAUAAGGUUAACGAGUUCUUAGAAAAGAUGGAAGAAGAGGGUUUCGAUCCUGACGUCGUGACGUACAAUACUUUGAUCGAUAGCUAUUGCCGAAGAGGAAGAUUAGAUGAUGCAUUCUAUUUAUAUAGGAUAAUGUUUAGAAGGGGUGUGAUGCCUGAUCUUGUUUCGUAUACUUCCUUGAUGAAUGGUCUUUGUAAGUUUGGAAGGGUAAGAGAGGCCCAUCAGCUAUUUCAUCGAAUGAUCGAUCGAGAAUUGGAUCCCGAUGUCGUAUUGUAUAAUACGCUAAUUAAUGCAUAUUGCAAGGAUGGAAGGCUGCAAGAGGCAAGAUCAUUGCUACACGAUAUGAUUCGAAUUGGCAUUUGCCCUGACAGUUUCACUUGUAGGAUUAUGGUGGAAGGAUAUGGAAGAGGAGGUAGCUUGAUCUCAGCUUUGAAUUUGGUUGUCGAACUUCGGAGACUUGGAACGAUUGUUACAUUCGACAUAUAUGAUUAUCUCAUCGUCUCGUUGUGUCAGGAAGAUCGUCCAUUUGCAGCUAAGAGUGUUCUUGAAAGAAUCAUUAAAGAUGGUUUCCAACCCAAUGCUUGUAUCUACAACAAGCUGAUUGAAUGUUUCUGUAGAGUUCAUAAUGUUUCUGAGGCACUGCUUUUGAAAUCUGAAAUGAUAAGGAGAAAUUUAAAACUUAGCAUUGAUUCAUACAAGCCUCUUAUAUCCUGUUUGUGUGGAAUCAAUAGAAGUGUAGAUGGUGAAGAUUUAAUGGUAGAAAUGGUUGAAUCUGGAGUGCUUCCGGAUCAUCAAAUAUGCAGAGUAUUGAUAAAUGGAUACUGCAAAGAAGGGAAUGCUUAUAAAGCAGAAUCAUUAUUGGUAUCAUUUGCUAAAGAUUUUGAGUUCUUUGACACUGAAAGUUUCAAUGCCUUGCUUAAAUUUCAUCGCGAUUUUGGUAAUGAAACGGAGUUGAUGCAGCUGCAAGAUCGAAUGCUGAAAGUCGGUUUCGUUCCGAAUAGCUUAACGUGCCGAUACGUUAUCCAUGGAUUAUGGAAAUCUGCAAGGCUCGACAAGCGGAGAGUUCAGGCUCCUCUCUGCCAAAGAGGGUGACACAGAGAUAUGUGAUUUGGUAAGUUGAAGCAGUCGUCGGCACUGGAAUCAUUGCAGCGACACACCAGGAUGGUUGACGUCCAAGUGACCAUUUGAAUGCCAGAGAGCUCACAAGCAGAAUCACAACAGUCGUCGGCACACCAGGAGGGUCAACGUCCAAGUGACCAUUUGAAUGCCAGAGAGCUCACAAGCAGAAUCACAGCAGUCGCCGGCACACUAGGAGGGUCAACGUCCAAGUGAUCAUUUGAAUGCCAGAGAACUAUGAACUAAGGCAUCUCCAUCAUAGAAAAGUACUUUAAUCAUGUUGUUCUAAUUACCACACGAUAUAGCCAAGAUCUAUUAAAGUUGAACUCAAGGUGCAGUCAAUUUCACACUAAUUUAUACUAAUUUAUGCAACAAAGUUUCAAGAUACUUCAAAUGCGGCGUGUAUUUUAAGGCUUGUUUCUAUAGUGGCUAAUUAUGAUCAUAAAG